Molecule: messenger RNA, 1002 nt
Organism: Rosa rugosa (rugosa rose)
Lineage: Eukaryota; Viridiplantae; Streptophyta; Magnoliopsida; Rosales; Rosaceae
Product: transmembrane ascorbate ferrireductase 1
Exons: 4
Coding region: 79-774 (231 amino acids)
Molecular function (GO): oxidoreductase activity
Source: RefSeq, a predicted model, not a curated record
AGGUGGAGAUAAAUAGGGCUUCAUUUCACUAUGUAGAUUCAAAGGAAGAGAGAGAAAGAACAAAGGAGAAAGAGAGAGAUGCCGGCCUUAGGAGUACCAUCGACUCCAUUCACGUUUGUAGUGCACGCGCUCGGAGUCGCGGUUUUGAUCCUGGUUCUGGUUUGGUCCAUAUACUUCAGGGGCGGUUUCGCAUGGGAAGCCACCGACAAGAGCCUCAUCUUCAACCUCCAUCCUUUUCUCAUGGUAUUGGGCUUAGUUUUCCUUGGAGGAGAAGCCAUUAUCAGUUAUAGAUACCUUCCUUUGAGGAAAGAUGUGAAGAAAUUAGUGCACCUGGUUCUUCAUGCUAUCGCAUUAGCACUUGGUAUAAUCGGCAUUUAUACUGCAUUCAAGAACCACAAUGAGACUGGGGUUGCCAAUCUCUACAGUCUGCACUCCUGGAUUGGCAUUGGGGUUAUUUGCCUCUAUGGUAUUCAGUGGAUAUAUGGGUUCUUGGUAUUCUUCUACCCAAAAGGAAGUGCAGGGCUGAGAAGUGACUCAGUUCCAUGGCAUGUGCUUUUUGGGCUUCUCGUGUACAUUUUAGUCGUCGGCAAUGCUACCUUGGGGUUCUUGGAGAAGCUCACAUUCCUUGAGAGCUCAGGAGUCGAAAAGUUUGGAAGUGAGGCAUUUCUUGUCAACUUCACUGCUCUGGUUACACUCGUGUUUGGGGCCUUUGUGAUAUUCUCGGUCAUUUCUCAGGGUCCUGUAGAAGAAGACCACAGCUACUCAGAAAUAUGAACUACGAUCCUAUAUGAUAGUUAUGUUGUUAUAUAGUGUUAAUUGCAUCACGUCGCCAUACUUAAUUGGCUUGAACCAAUAAAGCAUGGAGAUCUGGCUAUCAUGAUCUGUAUGUGUAGCCCUAAUUGAUUGCUGCUUGUCCAUAAGUUUAUUCGCGAUAGAGAUGCUCAUGAUGUUUUUCUUUCAAAUUGAAAUUUUAGGAAAGUGUAAGAUGCAUUUUUUUUUGAA